Molecule: messenger RNA, 2302 nt
Organism: Gadus morhua (Atlantic cod)
Lineage: Eukaryota; Metazoa; Chordata; Actinopteri; Gadiformes; Gadidae
Product: actin family protein
Exons: 9
Coding region: 107-1291 (394 amino acids)
Source: RefSeq, a predicted model, not a curated record
AGAGAACUCCUCCCAAAAAAGCGCAAGCAGACCCAGGUAUCGGUACGCUUGAUGCUGGUGCAUGAAUCGGACUCCCGAGUAUAGGCUAUCAUACUUUUGAGCGACCAUGGACAGCCAGGGGAGGAAGGUGGUGGUGUGUGACAAUGGCACGGGUUUUGUCAAGUGUGGGUUUGCCGGCUCCAACUUCCCAGAACACAUCUUCCCUGCUAUGGUCGGCCGUCCUCUCAUUCGCUCCAACACUAAAGUUGGGAACAUUGAGAUUAAGGACCUGAUGGUGGGCGACGAGGCCAGCGAGUGCCGCUCCAUGCUGGAGGUCACCUACCCUAUGGACAACGGCAUGGUGCGCUCCUGGGAGGACAUGAUCCACAUCUGGGACUACACCUUCGGCCCCGGGCGCCUCAACGUAAACCCGCCCGACUGCAAGGUGCUGCUGACAGAGCCCCCCAUGAACCCCACCAAGAACCGGCAGAAGAUCGCCGAGGUCAUGUUCGAGACAUACGGGUUCCACGGCAUCUACGUGGCCAUCCAGGCCGUGCUAACCCUCUACGCUCAGGGUCUGCUGACGGGUGUGGUGGUGGACUCGGGGGACGGGGUGACCCACAUCUGUCCUGUGUACGAGGGCUUCUCCCUGCCCCACCUCACCCGCAGGCUGGACAUCGCCGGACGGGACAUCACACGCUACCUGAUCAAGCUCCUGCUGCUCCGGGGCUACGCCUUCAACCACACGGCCGACUUUGAGACGGUGCGCAUGCUGAAGGAGAAGCUGUGCUAUGUGGGCUACAACAUCGAGCAGGAGCAGCGGCUGGCCAACGAGACCACCGUGCUGGUGGAGACCUUCACGCUUCCAGACGGGCGGCAGGUGAAGGUGGGCGGGGAGCGCUUCGGGGCCCCCGAGGCCCUCUUCCAGCCCCACCUCAUCAACGUGGAGGGGGCCGGCGUGGCAGAGCUGCUCUUCAACACCAUCCAGGCCGCCGACAUCGACCUCAGGGCGGACUUCUACCGACACAUCGUGCUGUCGGGAGGCACCACCAUGUACCCGGGCCUGCCCUCCCGCCUGGAGAGGGAGAUCAAACAGCUGUACCUGGAGCAUGUGCUGGACGGAGACACACAGAAGCUCUCGAAGUUUAAGAUUCGCAUCGAGGACCCGCCCAGACGUAAGCACAUGGUGUUCAUGGGUGGGGCCGUGCUGGCCAACAUCAUGAAGGACAAGGAGUCCUUCUGGAUCAGCAAGGAGGAGUACAUGGAGAAAGGCUCCAAAGUGUUAGACAAGCUGGCCGGGGGAGUCAAAUAAACACAAUAGUCUCACACACGCGCGCGCACACACACACACACACACACACACACACACACACACACACACACACACACACACACACACACACACACACACACACACACACACACACACACACACACACACACACACACACACACACAGUGAGAGAUACAAAUUUACAAAAAGACACACAAUUACAAGGGACACAAACACUUACAAAGAGAGAGAGAGUGAAGCAUACACACAAACACACACACAGUAUUUUGGGAGGGUUAUGCGAACCUUUGGUUUGUUGUAGUUUAUGUCAUGAUGUAACUUCAAAACUGUGUUUCACUUUUGGGGGAUGGAGCACCAUAUUGUUCUAUUCAUGGUAUUUUGAGUCAUAAACUGUUGAGUGGGUGAAUCCUCCAAAUAAUGACUCAUGAUUGUUAAUAAUGGCUAUUAUCAUUAUUACACAUACGAUAACCAUCGGUUAUCAAACGACAACCCCAAUGUUUUUGCCUUAUUCGGUUAUUGUUAUAUUGUUGAUAUUAUGCUCUAUUCCUGGCGGCCACUGGAGUUUUUUUGUGUAAUUGUAUUAACGUCCUAUUAUUUCAAUAGGCUAUUGAAAAUAAAAUCUGUUAUAUCUAAAUCGUGCUAAGAGUGAGCAGCCCAGGACACACAGUAUUGAGUUGUUAUAUUGUGCGUAAAAACAAAGCUUGAUAUAGCAACGCAUACACACAUGUUGCAUUGUGUCUCACACACCGCAACGUUAUUCCACAGUGCUAGGAUUGAGAGCAAAACGGACUCUCAAAUGGAAUCCUCCGGCCACUCAGAGAAAAGCUUUAAGGCCUUUUGAUAACGGACUGACUCGAUGUUUCAUUACCAUGUCGAGGAGUGCAUAUGAUGUCAUCAGACCGGGACAGAAAACGUGAUGAAACAACGUUAUGAACAGAUAUUGCUGUUUUAUUGUGAUAUUGAUAUUACAUGACGAUAAUACAUUGAUGUGUUUUUUUCCCCAUUAAAAAUAAAUAGUGGGCAUCUUAA